This is a messenger RNA of Chilo suppressalis (striped riceborer), 1566 nucleotides long. NCBI's taxonomy places the organism in Eukaryota, Metazoa, Arthropoda, Insecta, Lepidoptera, Crambidae. The record is from the annotation of a GenBank genome assembly.
AUGGCGACCAUAUUAAUGUUGCCAGAGCAAGAAAUAUUGACUACUUUGCUAGUUCCUCGUAGAGGCGCCGCCAUCAUGGCGUCGGACGAACAAUUUUCAUUAUGUUGGAACAAUUUCCACGCGAAUAUGUCAGCAGGCUUUCACGGCCUGCUGUCGCGUGGAGAUCUAGUAGAUGUAACGUUGGCUGCCGAAGGCAGAUUAUUACAAGCACACAAAUUAGUUUUAUCAGUAUGUUCUCCCUAUUUUCAAGAAAUGUUCAAAAUGAACCCAACUCAACAUCCCAUAGUAUUUUUAAAAGAUGUUAGUCAUUCUGCGUUAAGAGACUUAUUACAGUUUAUGUACCAAGGUGAAGUUAAUGUUAAGCAAGAAGAGUUAGCGUCGUUUAUUAGUACCGCGGAACAGCUUCAAGUGAAAGGUUUAACCGGUAAUCAAAAUGAAGAAAGUUCCACGCCAUCCAAACCAAAGCCGACGUCGAGGCCAGGCCCGAGGUCGUCACAACAAAGGCAAUCUGUUAUGACUAAGUUAGAGACUGAUUUAGAUUCUAAGCCCUCCUCAACUCCAGUAGCAAUUAAGCGACCAAAUAGGCCAUCAAUAGCAUCAAACAAUUCGUCAUCUUCACAAAGUGGACCUGCGAAACGAAAAUGUGUGGACCCAUUAGAAGCCGGACCAUCUGGAUCGGCAAAAGAAGAAUUCGUAACGAUACCGGACGAAGAUGAAAACAAUGCCGUGGCACCGAAAAUGGAACCCGAAUUCGUUAAUGAAAGUAUGUGGGAUGACGACGAAGAGGGUGCAAAUAACGAUGAAACUAAUUUUGGCGAAGAUGACUCUAAUAUGGAAAUGACUGGUUUUGAUGGCUCUGCAACUGGCGAUGGUAAUAUUUCUGCAAGUGGGGAAGGAGGAGCUGUAGGUGAUGCACAAGGCGACCGGGGCCGGGGGUCGCAGGUGUGGUACUCGGUGACACGUCGGGGUGCGCCGUCGCUCCUGGUGGAUGGGUUUGCGUUCGUGGCGCGCAAGCGGCGCAGCGCGCGCGUCUAUUGGACGUGCCGUAGCAGGGCACAGGGCUGCGCGGCACGGGCGCUCACAUUGAAUGGCGACCGGAGCCGGGGGUCGCUGGUGUGGUACUCGGUGACACGUCGGGGUGCGCCGUCGCUCCUGGUGGAUGGGUUUGCGUUCGUGGCGCGCACGCGGCGCGGUGCGCGCGUCUAUUGGAUGUGCUGUAGCAGGGCACAGGGCUGCGCGGCACGGGCGCUCACAUUGAACGUUGAGUUCGUGAUAUCGAAUCGGGGCCGGCGUCAUAUGCGACUCGGUGGUUUUUCGUUUUACGCGGAGAAGGUGUUUCCAGAGAAAAACAAGGUGCGGUGGCGGUGUACGCGGCGGACAUGCAGGGCUUACGCGCACACGCUGCACGAUCAGAUAUUCGCGCUGAGCAAUGUGCACUCGCACGAGCCGCCCGUGCUACCGCCGCAGACGAUCGUGGCCGCCGCCGCCAGCGCCGCGUCCGCCGCACACCGCGCGGUUGCGCAAGCAGCCCUCGCAGCUCAAGCGAAAGCUAUGUUUGACGAAUAA